This is a messenger RNA of Trifolium pratense (red clover), 2104 nucleotides long. Its product is annotated as notchless protein homolog. Gene Ontology annotation, cellular component: nucleolus. Bases 205 to 1644 code for a protein of 479 amino acids. The transcript is spliced from 13 exons. Gene Ontology annotation, biological process: ribosomal large subunit assembly. The record is from RefSeq and is a predicted model, not a curated record. Gene Ontology annotation, molecular function: protein binding. NCBI's taxonomy places the organism in Eukaryota, Viridiplantae, Streptophyta, Magnoliopsida, Fabales, Fabaceae.
GGAUAAACUGUUGGGGGCAAGGGUUUAGAAACAAAACCCUAAUUAUUUCCCUUGACUUUCUAAAGCCCCAUACAUACAUACAUACACACAAUUUGAUUCGCAACAACUUGCUUUAGUUUCAGCAUCGCAUAGAAGCUAUAGAGAUAAUACUGUAGAAUAGAAUUGAACCACGAACAGAGUAUACAGAAUCUGAGAAAUUGUAAAAUGGAGAUUGAUACAGAUACAACAGUGGAGAAGAGGGUGAUAAUAAACAACGUCAUGUGUCUUUUGACAGACCCAGAUGGUGCUCCUCUUGGUGCUCCUAUGUAUCUACCUCAGAAUAUCGGUCCACAACAACUCCAACUCAUUGUUAAUCAGCUUCUACGCAAUGAGGAGAAAUUGCCGUAUGCUUUUUAUAUAUCAGACGAGGAGCUUCUUGUACCACUUGAAACAUACUUGCAAAAGCACAAAGUCUCGGUGGAAAAGGCAUUGCCUAUAGUUUGUCAGCCUCAAGCUGUUUUCCGGAUUCGUCCUGUGAGUCGAUGUUCCGCAACAAUUUCUGGUCAUGGCGAAGCUGUGUUGAGUGUUGCCUUUAGUCCUGAUGGGCGACAGCUGGCAAGUGGUUCUGGUGAUACUACUGUUCGAUUUUGGGACCUUGGAACUCAGACACCAAUGUACACAUGCACAGGACACAAAAACUGGGUCCUUUGUAUUGAAUGGUCACCAGAUGGCAAGUAUCUUGUAAGUGGGAGCAAGUCAGGAGAACUUAUCUGUUGGGACCCAAAAACUGGAAAGCAGUCAGGAAAUGCUCUAAUUGGCCACAAGAAAUGGAUUACCGGUAUCUCUUGGGAACCUGUCCACCUGAAUGCUCCUUGCCGUCGCUUUGUAAGUGCCAGCAAAGAUGGAGAUGCUCGUAUUUGGGAUGUUUCUUUAAAGAAAUGCAUUGUACUCAGUGGCCACACACUUGCAGUAACAUGUGUCAAAUGGGGUGGCGAUGGUGUAAUUUAUACGGGGUCCCAGGAUUGUACAAUCAAAGUUUGGGAAACCACACAAGGGAAGCUAAUUCGGGAACUGAAGGGGCACGCGCAUUGGGUUAAUUCUUUGGCAUUGAGCACAGAGUAUGUUCUUCGCACUGGAGCUUUUGAUCAUACUGGAAAACAUUAUUCAUCUGCAGAGGAAAUGCAGAAGGUCGCUCUUGAAAGGUACAAAGCAAUGAGAGGUAAUGCGCCUGAAAGAUUGGUCUCUGGAUCUGAUGAUUUCACAAUGUUCCUUUGGGAACCCUUCGUCGACAAGCACCACAAAACUCGCAUGACAGGUCAUCAGCAGCUUGUGAACCAUGUCUAUUUUUCACCUGAUGGGCAAUGGAUAGCGAGUGCAUCUUUUGAUAAAUCUGUGAAGAUAUGGAAUGGAACUACAGGAAAAUUUGUCACUGCCUUUCGUGGCCAUGUUGGGCCUGUUUACCGGAUCAGCUGGUCUGCUGACAGUAGACUUCUUUUAAGUGGCAGCAAAGAUUCUACACUUAAGGUUUGGGAUAUUCGGACUCGCAAGUUGAAGCAAGACCUUCCGGGCCAUGCCGAUGAAGUGUUUUCUGUUGAUUGGAGUCCAGAUGGAGAGAAGGUAGCUUCUGGUGGUAAGGAUAAAGUGUUGAAGUUGUGGAUGGGAUAGGCUAUUAUUGCAUCAACAUUGUGAAUCUAUUCUAUAGUUUUGGUGUAUGUAACUCCCAUGAUGUUCCCAUGAUGUUGCCACUGCAUGGAAAUCAAUGGCUCACUAUUGUGUCGAUACAAAAUCGUCUUUAAAUUAUGAGCUAUGAAUGAAUGUCUAUUCCACACACUACAUACCACUGAGAUUAGGCACCGGAAGAACAUGUUGCUCAAAUUAAGUCUCAGGUAAAGAAGCUGCUUGAAUUGCUUGGGGGGUCUAUUAUAUGGUUACUAGAAUAUACUUUGCUGUUUUUUUUUUUGUUUUGUUUCAAAGUCUUUCUUUUUUUUUGUAUUAUGUCCUAUUUUAACCAUAGUUAGGGUAUUGUUUCUUAAUGACAACUAUGGGAAUUUUGUUAUUUUAUUUGGUAAUUAUAAACCGAGUGUGCGAGGGAUAGCCCCAAAUGGCUUUUGUUUGCGACAGUUUA